CAGGCAACCGCCUUUAGUUCAGUUGCUGGGAUACGCGUUACCAUGGCGACAGCUCCGCGCCGUGCAGUCGGAGUAUUUAAAGAGCAAGCGCGCACAACGCCGGCGUCAGAAAGCGGCCUUCCGGGAUACCAGUGUCGUCCCUUCGGCCUUCUCCCUCUCCCCCCACCUCCCCUUCCCAUCCCCUUCCCCCUCUUCCGGCCGCCAAGUCCCUCUGGCCUCCCAGGUGAACUCAACUUCCCAGAGCGCUCCGGGUCCUUGGGCUGGUCCGGCUUUAAGCGGUGGGGAGCGGGAUCCCGGGCCCCGGGCGGGCGGGAGGGACGGGACGCGGUGCAGUGUUGUUCUUUCCCCCGCCAAUAUUGCACUCGUCCCGGCCUCCGGCCCUCCCGGCCCCCCGGCCCCUCGCUCACCCCGAGCGGGGCAGCCCCAGCCCUCCUGGCUCUCGAUCCUGACCGAUCUAUUGACUGGAGUGUCGCUGCUGCCAUCACCUAUGCCAGAUUUACUGGGGCCCCGCUCAAGGUGCACAAGAUCAGCAACCCCUGGCGGAGCCCUUCAGGAACGCUGCCCGCCCUCCGGACCAGUCACGGAGAGGUCAUCUCAGUACCACACAAGAUCAUCACCCACCUUCGAAAAGAGAAGUUCAAUGCUGAUUAUGAUCUGUCUGCCCGGCAAGGAGCAGACACCUUAGCCUUCGUGUCGCUGCUGGAGGAGAAGCUGCUCCCAGUGCUGAUCCAUACUUUUUGGAUAGACGCCAAGAACUAUGUGGAAGUGACUCGGAAGUGGUACGCGGAGGCUAUGCCCUUUCCCCUCAACUUCUUCCUGCCCGGCCGCAUGCAGCGGCAGCACAUGGAGCGGCUGCAGCUGCUGUGCGGGGAGCAUAGGCCUGAGCAUGAGGAAGAACUGGAGAAGGAGCUGUACCAAGAGGCCCGGGAAUGCCUGACCCUCCUCUCUCAGCGCCUGGGCUCUCAGAGAUUCUUCUUUGGAGAUGCCCCCGCCUCCCUGGACGCCUUUGUCUUUAGCUACCUGGCCCUGCUGCUGCAGGUCAAGCUGCCCAGUGGGAAACUGCAGGCCCACCUUCGGGGACUGCAUAACCUCUGUGCCUACUGCACCCACAUCCUCAGCCUCUACUUCCCCUGGGAUGGAGCUGAGGUGCCACCUCCACGCCAGACACCAGUGAGCCCGGAGACUGAGGAGGAGCCGUACCGGCGCCGGACCCAGAUCCUGUCCGUGUUGGCGGGGCUGGCAGCCAUGGUGGGCUAUGCCUUGCUCAGUGGCAUUGUCUCUAUCCAGCGGGCAACACCGGCCCGGACCCCAGGCACGGGGGCCCUGGGCAUGGCUGAGGAAGACGAGGAGUGAUUUGUCCUCAUGCUCCCAGGACUGAUUUUUCUACUCUCAUGCAUUCCAGAGGUCCCUGUGUCUCCCUGUUGUUGAUACAGCCAGAAAUGGGGUGUCCCCUGAAAAUAAACCUGCUCACACUCA
Molecule: messenger RNA, 1476 nt
Organism: Myotis brandtii (Brandt's bat)
Lineage: Eukaryota; Metazoa; Chordata; Mammalia; Chiroptera; Vespertilionidae
Gene: MTX1
Product: metaxin 1
Exons: 8
Coding region: 43-1353 (436 amino acids)
Biological process (GO): mitochondrion organization
Cellular component (GO): SAM complex
Source: RefSeq, a predicted model, not a curated record